UUCAGCUGUAACUGUGAUUGCUAAAAUAUAUAAUUACUGUUUAUAAAAAUUUUUACAAACGAUUUAUGGGUUACGGAAUGAUGUUAUCAAAUUAUGAUUUGUCAAAUAUAAUUUGAAAUAAUAUUAUAUCAAUCUCAUAAUUAUACUUUUAAUUUGAAAUUGAUUCAUUUCUGUAUUUAUUUGAAAAUGAGCUGUUCAGAACUUCAAGAUGAAGAAUUAGAAGUGCUUUUAUCAAUAUAUGAUGGAGAUAAAUGCUUUCGGCAACUCUCUCCUAAGUGUUUUCAGUACAAAAUUGGUGAAGAUGCUGAUCCAAAAUCAUUUCUUCUUGAAAUAUCUUGGGGCCCACAGUAUCCAGAAGCACCUCCUUCUAUUAAUCUCGAUUCUUUUUAUAAUAAAAAAUUAAUUCCAGAAGUGAAAAAGGCAAUUAUAAACAAAUUAUUAGAAGAGGCAGACAUGCAGAUUGGUACUGCCAUGACAUACACUCUUUUUGAAUGUGCUAAAGAAAAUGCUGAAAAACUUACAAAAUUACAACCAGAAAAUUUCAUAUCCUCAGAAAGUACACUAGCAGCUGAAGAUAAAACAGUCAUGGAAGAAGCGGUAUCUACGAAGAAGGAGAAGAAGCCCCAGCUAACAAAACAGCAAAAGAGAAAGCUAGCUGAGAAACUUGAUGCAAGGGGUGAACGUCCAAGAGGUUGGGAUUGGGUGGAUGUAGUGAAGCAUCUUAGUCAAAUUGGUUCAAAACAAACGGAUUCAACUUCUUAACAUAUUACUGUGAUAGUGCCAAUAUGUGUAUAUUUUUUUCUUGAAGAUAUAUUUUUAAAAUGAUAUACAAAAUUAAAUAUGUUGUUCUAGGAA
Argiope bruennichi is the source of this 855-nucleotide messenger RNA. Its product is annotated as RWD domain-containing protein 4-like. NCBI's taxonomy places the organism in Eukaryota, Metazoa, Arthropoda, Arachnida, Araneae, Araneidae. The transcript has 7 exons. Bases 187 to 762 code for a protein of 191 amino acids. The record is from RefSeq and is a predicted model, not a curated record. Gene Ontology annotation, molecular function: protein binding.